CUAGUUCACAUAGAAAAACAACAAACUCAUUUCGCACACAGUAAAAUAGAAAAUUACCCUUUAAACCGUCUUUAGGCUUAUUUUUUAUAUAAAAACUAAUGAAAAUUAUGCCCGUGUCAUGCUAGAAAACAUUUCGCUGUGUGUGAUCAAGAUCGAAACGGAUUUGGAUCCCAGUGCAGAUUCUGAGGGAGCUGUGUCCGCCGAACAUCCAACCAAUCCUCGAGUGCUCAAGGAGCGGGAACGCGACCGCGGACUUCGCCAAUCCCGCGAAAUCAUCAUCGAAACGUACACCAACCAGCGUUGGAAGCGAGAAUUGAGUGAACCCAGACAGCAGGAGAUGAACUGGGUAGCCGCCGUGCAGCAUGUGAACAGCCCCUCGGCGGGCAGCUCCCGGGAGAUAACUCCUCGGAGCGGCGAUGAUGGCCAGGCGGGAGCCAGCACCUCCAACUUCCCCCAGGAGAUAGGGUACUUCUCCGGCAAUCCCAUCGUCGAGGUGACCAAAGGUCUUAUCCAUCUCUACAAGAAGAACGAACGCAAGGCCAUCAAGGAAGCUCCGUCUAACCAACUCUGCCUGCUGGCCGUGCCAGCCACUCUUAACUGCCACGAUCUGCUGAACUUUAUUGCCCCCUGUCAUGCGGAGAUCAAACACAUCCAGAUUGUCCGAGACGGUAGCCCCAAUCAGUUCAUGGUGCUUCUGGAAUUCCGCUCGAAUGAAUCCGCUUUGGAGUUCUACAAGUCCUACAAUGGCAGUACCUACAACUCACUGGAACCGGACUCGCUGUGCCAUGCGGUCUGGGUAUCAGAGGUGGAGAGGAGCGAGAAUGGAGCACCACCAAUGGGACACACCGAGCUACCCACCUGCCCAGUGUGCCUGGAGCGCAUGGACGAGAGCGUGGAUGGAGUGUUGACCAUAUUGUGCAACCACGCCUUUCACGCCAGCUGCCUGAUGAAGUGGGGUGACUCCACCUGUCCGGUGUGCCGCCAUGUUCAAACUCCUGGACUGGUCGAGGAUUCCGUGUGCAUGGAAUGUGAGGGCACCGAUUCCUUGUGGAUCUGCCUGAUCUGUGGACAUGUGGGCUGUGGACGCUAUCAAGGAGGCCAUGCUGCUGCACACUACCGGGCCACAAAUCACACCUUCGCCAUGCAGUUGGGCACCUCAAGCGUAUGGGACUAUGCUGGUGACAACUUCGUGCAUCGCCUAUUUCAAAACAAAUCCGACGGCAAACUGGUGGCAUCGCAAACCGAGAAAGAUGAGCGCGAGGAAAAGAUCGACUCCAUGCAGAUGGAGUUCACCUACCUGCUGACCUCGCAGUUGGACACACAGCGCAAGUACUAUGAGGAACGAAUGGAACGGCUGGAGCAGGAGUGGCAGAACCACAAGGCGACUGCCAACGAAGCCAAAACAGAAGUCACCGAGCUUCAACAGCUUCAGCAGACCAUGCAGAAAGAGAAGGUCAACCUGGAGCGCAAGUUGUCUCAGCAUACAGCUAAGCUAAAGGAUGUGCAGAAGCAGCUGAACGAAGAGCGUGAGUUGUCCAAGGCACUGCAGACCAACCAGAGCUCCUGGCACGGCAAAUACAAGCUCCUGGAACAGCAGUACAAUGAGUUCAAGCAAACCCACGACGCCGAGGUGACCGACUUAAAGGAACAGCUGCGCGACAUUAUGUUCUUCUUGGACAAUCAGCAAAAGAUGGCCAACUCCGAGCUAGCGGGUGCCUCCAUUACAGGCAUUGGAGAAAAGGAGCCGGAUCCCAACAGCCGGCGCGGUAAUCGUCGCAAGAAAUAGAUCAUAGCCACCGUUCGCCGUCUUUAUAUUCAAGCUGCAUUGCUUACCCGAUCUUAGAUGGCUAUGCAAACCGAGUAUUUAAGGCUUAUAACAGCUCUAUAUGUGAUUUCCUUUGUAUAACGAAAACCUAAGGAUUAAAUAUAACUAGUGUAUGUUUACUACUACUCUUAAACAUAGAAACCCAUAUGUCCGAAAUGUAUUGCGUGUUUAUUUUGAAUUAAUAAAAUGUUUGGAGAAA
This is a messenger RNA of Drosophila sechellia, 2024 nucleotides long. RefSeq names its product BRCA1-associated protein. NCBI's taxonomy places the organism in Eukaryota, Metazoa, Arthropoda, Insecta, Diptera, Drosophilidae. Gene Ontology annotation, biological process: Ras protein signal transduction; protein ubiquitination. The coding region runs from base 119 to 1786 and encodes 555 amino acids. The transcript has 5 exons. The record is from RefSeq and is a predicted model, not a curated record. Gene Ontology annotation, cellular component: cytoplasm. Gene Ontology annotation, molecular function: ubiquitin protein ligase activity; zinc ion binding.